Molecule: messenger RNA, 399 nt
Organism: Nezara viridula (southern green stink bug)
Lineage: Eukaryota; Metazoa; Arthropoda; Insecta; Hemiptera; Pentatomidae
Source: the annotation of a GenBank genome assembly
GUUCACUAACGGUUCUGGUUUCUACUGUUUAGGCUUUACUAGCUCUUUCUGUCUUUCGCCGACGUGUGGUUAAUCAGCUAGUAUGCCACUUGCCAAGGAUUUGUUACACCCUUCACCUAUUGAAGAAAAAAGGAAGCAUAAGCUGAAACGGUUAGUGCAGCAUCCCAAUUCGUACUUUAUGGAUGUUAAAUGUCCAGGCUGCUACAAAAUAACAACCGUUUUCUCUCAUGCCCAAAGUGUAGUUGUGUGUGCAGGGUGCUCAACCAUCCUUUGUCAACCUACUGGUGGCAGAGCUAGAUUAACGGAAGGUUGUUCUUUCCGAAGAAAGCAACAUUAAUUUUAUACUCCUUUGUAUUUUCAACAAAAAUGUACACUCCUAGGGAAUAAAUUUUUUUUUUU